Messenger RNA from Lycium ferocissimum, 693 nucleotides. Its product is annotated as transcription elongation factor 1 homolog. The transcript is spliced from 6 exons. The coding region runs from base 140 to 409 and encodes 89 amino acids. Gene Ontology annotation, biological process: transcription elongation by RNA polymerase II. Gene Ontology annotation, cellular component: transcription elongation factor complex. Lineage: Eukaryota; Viridiplantae; Streptophyta; Magnoliopsida; Solanales; Solanaceae. The record is from RefSeq and is a predicted model, not a curated record. Gene Ontology annotation, molecular function: RNA polymerase II complex binding.
UGCAUAUGCAUUAUCGACGACAUAAAUUGAUGCGCGUUCUUUCCAAUAGUAAGCUUGGCCUUGGCUGAGACAAAGGACCGAGUGGGUAGCGGUGAACAAAGGCGAUCUCAAUCUCUGUUUUUCUUCAGUUACUUGAGAUAUGGGGAAGAGGAAGUCGAAAUCAAAGCCGCCUCCAAAGAAGAGGAUGGACAAGCUUGACACUGUCUUCAGCUGUCCUUUCUGUAGUCAUGGUACUAGUGUUGAAUGUCGCAUUGAUAUGAAGAACUUGAUUGGGGAGGCAAAUUGCAGGAUUUGUCAAGAGAGCUUCAGUACCACUGUUACAGCACUGACAGAGCCUAUUGAUAUAUACAGUGAAUGGAUUGACGAGUGCGAACGAGUGAACACCCUCGAAGACGAUGAUGGUUCUUAGGUUCUAGUGACAGUCUGCUUUCAGUUGUGGAGACAGUUGCCUGAGCUAAUCUAAAGUUGAUAUCAGUUCUGGUGAUAUUCUAUGUUUCACAACUUCAGUUGUACCUAAACUUACCAAAGCCUCUUGGGUUCGAUAAAUAAAAUGUGACAAGCUUUCUGUGUUUAAAUAUUUUGAAAUAGAUGUAGUUAUUAUCAUGUAUUAUAUUCGGAAUGUGCUAUUAUAGGUCGUGUGGGAUUGAAGUUGAAUCCAUAUAUGAUCAAGCAGGUUUCAAACUUGGUAACUAA